Molecule: messenger RNA, 1664 nt
Organism: Leptosomus discolor (cuckoo roller)
Lineage: Eukaryota; Metazoa; Chordata; Aves; Leptosomiformes; Leptosomidae
Source: RefSeq, a predicted model, not a curated record
AUCGAGCGACUGGAAGUCAGCAGCCUAGCGCAGACCUCCAGUGCAGUGGCCUCAAGCACUGAUGGCAGCAUCAAUGCAGACUCUGUUGAUGGGACCCCAGAUCCUCAGCGUACAAAAGUGGCUAUCACACACCUGCAACAGAAGAUACUGAAGUUGACUGAGCAGAUCAAAAUCGAACAAACAGCCCGUGAUGACAAUGUGGCAGAGUAUCUGAAACUGGCCAACAAUGCAGACAAGCAACAGAGUGCCCGCAUUAAGCAAGUGUUUGAGAAGAAGAAUCAAAAGUCAGCCCAGACCAUCUUGCAGCUGCAGAAGAAACUAGAACAUUACCAUCGAAAGCUGCGGGAGAUUGAACAGAAUGGCAUCCCUCGGCAGCCAAAGGAUGUCUUCAGGGAUAUGCAUCAGGGUUUGAAAGAUGUUGGAGCGAAAGUCACUGGCUUCAGUGAGGGAGUAGUAGACAGUGUAAAAGGUGGGCUUUCCAGUUUUUCCCAAGCCACGCAUUCAGCAGCAGGAGCUGUGGUUUCCAAACCCCGGGAGAUUGCCUCCCUCAUACGGAACAAGUUUGGGAGUGCAGACAACAUUGCUAAUCUGAAAGACUCCUUAGAAGAAGGCCAGGAAGAUGGGACAGGAGGCAAGGGUCUAGGUGUCAUUCAGAACUUCCAGUCAAGCCCAAAAUAUGGCAGUGAAGAGGAUUGCUCCAGUGCCACGUCGGGCUCAGUGGGAGCCAACAGCACAACAGGGGGCCCUGUGGGAGCUUCUAGCUCCAAAACAAACACUCUGGAUAUGCAGAGCUCAGGGUUUGAUGCAAUACUGCAUGAGAUUCAAGAAAUUCGAGAGACACAGGCAAGACUGGAAGAAUCGUUUGAGGAUCUUAAGGUUCGCUAUCAGAGGGAUUACUCAUUAAUAAUGCAGACUCUGCAGGAGGAGCGGUACAGAUGUGAAAGACUCGAAGAGCAGCUAAAUGACCUGACUGAGCUCCACCAGAACGAGAUCCUCAAUUUAAAACAGGAGCUGGCCAGCAUGGAGGAGAAAAUCGCCUAUCAGUCUUACGAGCGAGCCCGGGACAUCCAGGAGGCACUGGAAGCAUGCCAGACCCGCAUCUCCAAGAUGGAGCUGCAGCAGCAGCAGCAGCAAGUGGUGCAACUGGAGGGGCUGGAGAACGCCACAGCCAGGAACCUGCUGGGGAAGUUCAUCAACAUCCUCCUGGCUGUCAUGGCUGUCCUCCUUGUCUUCGUCUCCACUGUGGCCAACUGCGUCGUGCCCCUCAUGAAGACCCGCAAUAGGACGUUCAGCACUUUAUUUAUAGUGAUUUUCAUUGCCUUUCUGUGGAAGCACUGGGAUGCCAUCACCGGCUACUUGGAACGGUUCUUGUCUCCCCCCAGAUGAUGGCGGCAGGAAUUGGCUGUGUCGCCCUCCUUCUGGCGCUCCCAGUGAGCCAGCGUGGCAAAGAUGAGUCAGCAACUACUCCGCUGAAGUUUUAAAGUGUCCGAGUGAAUUUGUUUACAUUUAGAAUAACGUUUUUUCUCUGCGAGAUGCAUUGCAAUAGUAUUUUUUAGAUUUUAUUGAAGAACUCUUUUUGGCGAGAAUCCUGGAUAAUUUUUAUGUAGCAUGGUUCUCUUUGGAUGCAAAUCUUAAGAUUCUUUAAAGUGUACAAAAGAAAUAAA